Messenger RNA from Biomphalaria glabrata, 1811 nucleotides. RefSeq lists its product as uncharacterized. The record is from RefSeq and is a predicted model, not a curated record. The transcript is spliced from 17 exons. The coding region runs from base 115 to 1692 and encodes 525 amino acids. Lineage: Eukaryota; Metazoa; Mollusca; Gastropoda; Planorbidae.
AUAAAACCGGAUGUAGAUCCAAUUGUUUAUUAUUUACACAUAAGAUCAAUUUCUUUUUAGCUCUGGCAAUCAUCUUUUAGUUCUUUUGAAAGACUCAACUGACACGAUAUCACGAUGUCUAUCACUCAAACGUCUUCAAAGGAGUCCAACAUCGGCCUCAUCAGCGACGAAGAAAGGGCAGCCCUCGGCAAAGUUCGCCUAGAAGAUGACGUCUCAGAGUCUUCUGUUGGAACUGAGACCAAGACACCGAGCUUGGUGGUUGAGAAACAGGUGGCCAAGUUUAUCGGACCUCCUAUACCAGUCAACAGAGACGGUAUGGGCAGGUAUGUGGUCCCACCAAACGGUCGACCACUGACAUUUAACGAUGUUCCCACACCUGGACCAGCUAACUACGCCUUUGACUUUAAUUUCAUCACUCACAAGUUCCCCGUGUUUUCCUUGGGAGAGAGACCUCCAGAGCCCAAGAGAAGUAAACAAAAGCGAAUCCCAGGCCCCAACAAGUACAAUGUGCAGGGGAAUGCCGUGUGGGGGAAAUGCAAAAAAUUUCCGAUGGGAAUCAAAACUUUUACUUCUGACGUCAAGCCGUCACCCGGACCAGCAGCUUAUAACUUACAGAGCCAGAAGCCUACGGGUCCAAAGUAUUCUAUAGGCAGCAAGGAUGAGAAUAUCAUCGGCGGACUGAUGAGUAAGCUGGUCUUCAUCCCAGAUCCACGAAACCCAGGACCAGACUUCUGCCCGUCGUCUGAUGAGUGGCUACAGAAGCCCAAAUCUUUUGGUAUCCCAUAUGAGAAACGAAGAAGGUCUAAAGCACCAGGUCCCGGCCGGUACAGAGUUCCAGACACACUAGGUGGACCUAAAUGGAAAAUGGGAACAAAAACGUCGAAUGUCAAACCUGUAGAUAUGCCAGGACCUGCGAACUAUGGUUUCAAGUCUACCAUUGGAGAGGGACCCAAGUACCACAUUGGUCGAGUAGCUCCUGAGAAUCUUUCAAAGUUUAUAACACCAGGAGCUGACAUGUACAACAGGGCUGGGUUCAGACUGGACGAACCCGGGUUCACCUUGAAGUACAGAUGGUUCGAUUCCAAGCCGAAGAAGUCACCUGGACCAUGGACUUACAAAGUAAAAGAGGAAAUGGUCAGCACUAGAACACCCGCCUACACCAUCUCUAAGAAAACAAAGCCGACCUACCCGGCCUCUCUCUAUUCCGCAGUUGGGCCUGACGGUCCAGGCCCAGGAGACUAUAACUUGCCGGAAGUGAUUGAUUUGAAUGGAAAGUCGUUCGGAGAGAAACACGCAGAGUCGGGGAAAAAAGGACCCGCCCCUGCAGACUGCCAAGACCUGGACUUGAUCAAUGUCAACAAGCGAAAGGCUCCGAGUUAUUCAUUUGGCGGUAAAUAUGUGGAAUAUGUCGACUGUGACAUCCCUGGUCCACACAGCUAUGACGUCAAGUUCAGUCACGUGGUACAACCAGAGGGUAAAACUAUGGGCUUGAAGAGAUCCGCCAAAUCAGCUCAGACGCCAGGCCCAGGUCCCUGCGCCUACAACGUCUCGGCCUCGAAGACCAAGUGUGCUCACUCCAUGGGCCCUUCGGUCAGCAGUCGGCACACACCUUUCAUGUUCAAUGGCGUUGGACAUAGAACGAUCCUCCGGGACCUUCCCAAGGGCGUCUCUCCCGCGCCUCUUCUGGGAUAAUCUCCAAAUUGACAUGCAGGGUACUAAAUCCACGAAAAUUAAAAAAAAAAACCUAGAAACCUAGGCUAAAACUUCAACUUUUAUGGAAAACAUUGGUUAAAACCCAUAAUCUGUUAUAA